This is a messenger RNA of Elgaria multicarinata webbii, 1283 nucleotides long. RefSeq names its product vertebrate ancient opsin-like. The record is from RefSeq and is a predicted model, not a curated record. Bases 66 to 1283 code for a protein of 405 amino acids. NCBI's taxonomy places the organism in Eukaryota, Metazoa, Chordata, Lepidosauria, Squamata, Anguidae. Gene Ontology annotation, molecular function: G protein-coupled photoreceptor activity. Gene Ontology annotation, biological process: G protein-coupled receptor signaling pathway; visual perception; phototransduction. The transcript has 4 exons. Gene Ontology annotation, cellular component: plasma membrane; photoreceptor outer segment.
UCCUGGGCUGAUCUUGCGAUGCUUAGCCAGGCAGUUGAGGGAAAUUUGGAAAGAGCCUUCCUGAGAUGACUGUGCCUAGCAUCAGCCCCAGUUGCAGUGGUGUGGUGAACAGCGUCUGGUGCAGCAGCAGCAGCAGCACUGUUGGCAGCAGCAGCAACAGCAAUCACCGAUAUGGGCAAGAAGAGCACAACCUGAGUCCCACCGGCCACCUCAUCACUGCCAUCUGCCUCGGCAUCAUUGGGAGCCUGGGCUUCCUGAACAAUCUCCUGGUCCUGGUGCUUUUCUGCCGGAACAAAGUGCUGCGGUCUCCCAUUAACUUGCUGCUGAUGAACAUUUCGUUGAGUGACCUGAUGGUGUGCAUCAUGGGCACCCCAUUCAGCUUUGCUGCCAGCACUCAGGGAAAGUGGCUUAUCGGGUGGGCAGGCUGCGUGUGGUAUGGCUUCGUCAACACCUUCUUUGGUACAGUGUCACUUAUAUCCCUGGCUGUGCUUUCAUAUGAACGAUACUGCACAAUGAUGGGAACAACAGAAGCAGAUGCUACAAACUACAAGAAAGUAUGGCUGGGAAUAUUAUUGUCCUGGACUUAUUCGUUAUUCUGGACUUUACCACCACUUUUUGGAUGGAGUAGCUAUGGACCAGAAGGACCAGGCACAACAUGUUCAGUUAACUGGCAUUCAAGGGAUGCUAACAACAUAUCUUACAUCGUUUGCCUCUUCAUCUUUUGCCUUGUCAUUCCUUUUUUCAUUAUUGUUUACUGCUAUGGGAAGCUGCUGUGUGCCAUAAAGCAGGUGAGUGGAGUAACCAAAGGGAUGGCUCAAACACGAGAGCAACGUGUCUUGAUCAUGGUAGUUGUGAUGGUCAUUUGCUUUCUGCUUUGCUGGCUGCCUUACGGAAUUGUGGCCCUGAUCGCAACUUUUGGGAAACCUGGCCUAGUUACCCCCUCUGCUAGUAUCAUCCCAUCCAUCCUUGCGAAGAGCAGUACAGUCUACAACCCAGUCAUCUACAUCUUUUUGAACAAACAGUUUCACAGGUGCUUUUGUGCUCUUCUUCAGUGUGGCAAGAAGUCAAGCACUUCCAGCAACAAAUGUUCCUCAAGGUCAACUCGAGUGUGUCGCUCUAUCCGGAGACAGGACAACAACUUCACAUUUGUUGCUGCUUCAGCAGGACAGCCAUCCUCAGAGCACCAGGAAGAAACCAUCAGCCUCCAGAACCCAGAACCAAUGACAGCCAACGGCCCCAAGACAAAACAGACAGUGUUGCUUGUAGCUCAUUAUAGUGCUUGA